AGUAAUCACUGUCUAGUGUCUUUAUAAGAUUAGUUUUUGUAAUCAAAUAUCAAUAAUCAAAACAUAGCUUAAAAGUUGGUUGCAGUAUGGUUUUGGAUUUAUAUAUAUCGUACAAAUAAAUUAAUUGUUGUUCACUUCAACGUAGUUCUUUGGCAGUGCUUAGACUUACUGCAAUGAUCUAAUACGUAUUAAACGGCUUACGUCAUGUCGAAGUUAAUUACGUUUUUAUUUAUUCAAUGCAUAAUAUCUGUUAUUGCAUUGUCUGAGUUUAGUGAAGAGAAGAAAGAAAAAAUUAUUCAUGAUUUCAUUGAGUACCUGAACAAUCUUCCAAGUCAUCCAUAUGUCUAUGAUGAGGGUGUCUUAGAGAAAGCAGUAAAAAUUGAUCCUAAUGAUGAUGUCAUUCACAUAGAAGCUAUGCUCAGAGGUGGCAAUGAAGACUUUCAGUAUGGUAAAAAAAGUGUCAAGUGUUCAGCAAACAUUAGAGAUUUGCUAGAAGGGAGCAUUUCGAUUGAGAAUCAGCCAGUAUGCCAGGAAGUAGAAGAUAUUACUACUAUAAAUACAUACAAUCCAAAUUUAGAUGAAAUAACUGAGCAGUCACCAAUUCUACUGGAUAAUGAAGAAGUAACUGAAGGGGUUAUAUCUGGUGAACAAUUUAUAGCUGUUCCAAGACGACAGAAUGUACCAUGCACUGGCUGCGCCGACCACGUCAAUCCUGAAGCUGCUGGAGUACGAGAGCUUGCUGAACUAGCAAUAAAACAUCUGGAUAAACACGAUCCUGCCGCAAAACAUAUAUUAGAAACUAUUGUUGAUAUAGAGAGACAAGUUCAGGUCGUAAGUGGUAUUAAAUAUACCCUGAUUUUGAAGAUUAAUUUUGAUAAAUGUUCAUCGCCAGAAGGAGAACCUUGUUAUGAAAACCGAACUUGUAAAAUAUCUAUACUUGAAAAAACCUGGAUAAGGUAUACCGAUGGAACAAAAUACAGAGCAAUUACUGCUAAUAAUUGUACAGAACAGUGGUUAUUUGGAGAUGAAGGCGAAGUUGUUUCGGCUACCAACGGUACACGCAAGAUAAAAUUAAAGAUAAAAAUUAAAGUCAGUGAUGGUAAUCAAGCAAGUACAGAUAAAUCCAAUGAUGUUCCUUUUUUGCAAGAAGAAGUUUUAAAUGCUCAACAUGAUCUGAAAUUGGAAACACAAUUACCUCAAGACAAAAGUCUGAGUGAGAAUGAAGUUAAAAACAUAGAGGAACAAAUUAUUCCUCACCAUAGAGUUGAAACUCUUAAAAACGUUGUACACACACGUCCAAACUAUUUCGAAACUGAUGACUCAAAACCUGCCAUUUCCUCUAGCCUAACAAAAGAAAAAAAUAACGAAAAUCCAUACAAUACUGCAAAUCCGUCUCAGAGUGUAGAUAAAACAUCAUAUUUGUCUGAGGAAAGGAAACAAGCAAUUGAUGAUUUAUUUAAUAUUUUGAAUUCGGCUGGUUUUAAUUCUCCAGAUGAUACAUCUCGCAAUAAAAGAAGUUACGAUAGUGAUUUAAGGAUGUUAGGGGUUAUUGAAAAAUUAUAUAAGUUAAAAAAGAAUAUAAAAAAUGCUGACUUAAUAUACUCUUUAGCUCAAAAUAUGGUUGAUUAUUUGAACGAAAUGGAUAUUGAAACAAAAAAUAGAAGACUAAAAGAAGUUCUUACAGCCGAGGAAGAAAUCGUAAAUUAUCAACAUUUCUACUAUAUACAAGCUCGGGUUGUUGUACCGUGUAACGAAGUAGAGUGUGAAAAUGUUGAUGGUAAAAGUAAAAUAUGUAAUGGAAUUAUUGAAUUAACUCAGAAAGAAUCUAUCCAAAUUCUAACAACUUUUUGUUAUGAUGAUCAAAAGCCGAUUUCUAAUGUUGGUAAAAUAUUUCAAGUACCUUUAGAUGAUACUUUGUUAAAACACAUGAUAAACAAAGCAAUUAAACAGGUAGAGAGUGAUCUUACAAAUAAGAAUGCAAUAUUAGUAAAACAGGUCUUAGAUGCCACUACUAGGAAAGAGGCUGGUAUCAUUACAAAAAUUAUAGUCGAAAUCGUAUUCACUAACUGCAAUAAAUCAGUGUCUUAUAAAAGAAGAGAGAAUUGCACCAUCAUCGAAAACAUGGGUUCAAAAAUUUGUGAAAUUAACAUUAUUGAACGGCAUUGGAUAAAAGAGACAAAAAUUACACAUUCAUGUAAAAAUCGAGGGAUUGAAGAAACAUUUUUGUUUACUAACUUAAACAAUCAAGGACAUAAGAACCUUCAAGAUUCAACAGUUUCAGGUAUGCUAAGCCAAGCCUUAAAAUUCUUAGAAAUAAAUUCGAACCGAAACAAUAAACAAAGAAUUAUCGAUAUUAAUAAUAUUACAACCCAAUUGUUUGCCGGACUUCUGACAAAUAUAAACUUUACGGUUGGUUAUACAGAAUGUAAAGAAGAUUUAAUAAAUGAAAUAGACAUUGAAUCGUGCAAAUUAUUACAUAAUGAACCUGUUCGAAGAUGCCAAGUGGUAGUUUGGGAUAGACCCUGGUUAGAAGAUGGAAGGCAAUUAAAUGUUACUUGUACCGACGAUAACGUCUUAGAAGCUAGAAAAAAAAGAUCUUUAAACUUUGUUGGUGGUCCGUCAGAAAAAAACCAUCCUCGUUUCGUGACCUUGGCAAGAGAAUCAUUAAAUAAAUACGUCCAAAGUUCAGGUUCUUCUAAACAGCACAAGCUGUUAAAGAUUAAGAAAGUUACUACACAAGUGGUUUCCGGAACGAUGACUAGAAUUGAUUUUGAAGCUGCUCCUACGAACUGCGAAUUACUAGCUGUGAACGAAGAGAGCUCUUCCGAUUGCACAGUUGACGGUCAUGUCAUUAAAUGUCAUGCUGAAAUUUGGGAGCAACCUUGGCUUAAUAAUAAAGAUAUUAAAAUAGAUUGCAAUAUAAAAGAAUCAUCUAGGAAAAAAAGAGAGACUUUGGUGGGAGGAGAAUCCGAUACAGAUCCAAACGAGCCUCGUUUCGUGACCUUGGCAAGAGAAUCAUUAAAUAAAUACGUCCAAAGUUCAGGUUCUUCUAAACAGCACAAGCUGUUAAAGAUUAAGAAAGUUACUACACAAGUGGUUUCCGGAACGAUGACUAGAAUUGAUUUUGAAGCUGCUCCUACGAACUGCGAAUUACUAGCUGUGAACGAAGAGAGCUCUUCCGAUUGCACAGUUGACGGUCAUGUCAUUAAUUGUCAUGCUGAAAUUUGGGAGCAACCUUGGCUUAAUAAUAAAGAUAUUAAAAUAGAUUGCAAUAUAAAAGAAUCAUCUAGGAAAAAAAGAGAGACUUUGGUGGGAGGAGAAUCCGAUACAGAUCCAAACGAUCCUCGUUUCGUGACCUUGGCAAGAGAAUCAUUAAAUAAAUACGUCCAAAGUUCAGGUUCUUCUAAACAGCACAAGCUGUUAAAGAUUAAGAAAGUUACUACACAAGUGGUUGCCGGAACGAUGACUAGAAUUAAUUUUGAAGCUGCUCCUACGAACUGCGAAUUACUAGCUGUGAACGAAGAGAGCUCUUCCGAUUGCACAGUUGACGGUCAUGUCAUUAAUUGUCAUGCUGAAAUUUGGGAGCAACCUUGGCUUAAUCAUAAAGAUAUUAAAAUAGAUUGCAAUAUAAAAGAAUCAUCUAGGAAAAAAAGAGAGACUUUGGUGGGAGGAGAAUCCGAUACAGAUCCAAACGAUCCUCGUUUCGUGACCUUGGCAAGAGAAUCAUUAAAUAAAUACGUCCAAAGUUCAGGUUCUUCUAAACAGCACAAGCUAUUAAAGAUUAAGAAAGUUACUACACAAGUGGUUUCUGGAACAAUGACUAGAAUUGAUUUUGAAGCUGCUCCUACGAACUGCGAAUUACUAGCUGUGGACGAAGAGAGCUCUUCCGAUUGCACAGUUGACGGUGAUGUCAUUAGUUGUCAUGCUAAAAUUUGGGAACAACCUUGGCUUAAUAAUAAAGAUAUUAAAAUAGAUUGCAAUAUAAAAGAAUCAUCUAGGAAAAAAAGAGAGACUUUGGUGGGAGGAGAAUCCGAUACAGAUCCAAACGAUCCUCGUUUCGUGACCUUGGCAAGAGAAUCAUUAAAUAAAUACGUCCAAAGUUCAGGUUCUUCUAAACAGCACAAGCUGUUAAAGAUUGAGAAAGUUACUACACAAGUGGUUUCCGGAACGAUGACUAGAAUUGAUUUUGAAGCUGCUCCUACGAACUGCGAAUUACUAGCUGUGAACGAAGAGAGCUCUUCCGAUUGCACAGUUGACGGUGAUGUCAUUAGUUGUCAUGCUAAAAUUUGGGAACAACCUUGGCUUAAUAAUAAAGAUAUUACAAUAAAUUGCAAUAUAAAAGAAUCAUCUAGGAAAAAAAGAGAGACUUUGGUGGGAGGAGAAUCCGAUACAGAUCCAAACGAUCCUCGUUUCGUGACCUUGGCAAGAGAAUCAUUAAAUAAAUACGUCCAAAGUUCAGGUUCUUCUAAACAGCACAAGCUGUUAAAGAUUAAGAAAGUUACUACACAAGUGGUUUCCGGAACGAUGACUAGAAUUGAUUUUGAAGCUGCUCCAACGAACUGCGAAUUACUAGCUGUGGACGAAGAGAGCUCUUCCGAUUGCACAGUUGACGGUGAUGUCAUUAGUUGUCAUGCUAAAAUUUGGGAACAACCUUGGCUUAAUAAUAAAGAUAUUACAAUAAAUUGCAAUAUAAAAGAAUCAUCUAGGAAAAAAAGAGAGAUUAAGGUGGGAGGAGAAUCCGAUAAAGAUCCAAGUGAUCCUCGUUUCGUGACCUUGGCAAGAGAAUCAUUAAAUAAAUACGUCCAAAGUUCAGGUUCUUCUAAACAGCACAAGCUAUUAAAGAUUAAGAAAGUUACUACACAAGUGGUUUCCGGAACGAUGACUAGAAUUGAUUUUGAAGCUGCUCCUACGAACUGCGAAUUACUAGCUGUGGACGAAGAGAGCUCUUCCGAUUGCACAGUUGACGGUGAUGUCAUUAGUUGUCAUGCUAAAAUUUGGGAGCAACCUUGGCUUAAUAAUAAAGAUAUUACAAUAAAUUGCAAUAUAAAAGAAUCAUCUAGGAAAAAAAGAGAGAUUAAGGUGGGAGGAGAAUCCGAUAAAGAUCCAAGUGAUCCUCGUUUCGUGACCUUGGCAAGAGAAUCAUUAUAUAAAUACGUCCAAAGUUCAGGUUCUUCUAAACAGCACAAGCUGUUAAAGAUUAAGAAAGUUACUACACAAGUGGUUUCCGGAACGAUGACUAGAAUUGAUUUUGAAGCUGCUCCUACGAACUGCGAAUUACUAGAUGUGGACGAAGAGAGCUCUUCCGAUUGCACAGUUGAUGGUGAUGUCAUUAGUUGUCAUGCUAAAAUUUGGGAGCAACCUUGGCUUAAUAAUAAAGAUAUUAAAAUAGAUUGCAAUAUAAAAGAAUCAUCUAGGAAAAAAAGAGAGAUUUUGGUGGGAGGACAAUCCGAUCAAGAUCCAAACUUCUUCCAAUCACCUCAAGAUUUUUUAAGUUUUAGUAAGACUAGAACGAAGAGACAUGCAGAUGAAGAUUACGUCGAUGAUGAUACGAAAUUCUACUUCGCUUCUCGUGCUGUUCAACAUCUUAAUGACAAUUCAAAUACUAACAAUUUACAAAAGCUUAUAACAAUUCAUGCAUUUCAAAGUAAAACAGUUAUGCAUGAGAAUAUAAUUAGAAUGUACAUUGAAACUGCCCACACAUACUGUUUGCGUCAUCAAGAUGAAGCUGAUCUAGCUGAUUGUGAAGAGUUAUCUGGUAUGUUUCAUAAAAUUUGUUUCGUGAAAAUACUUUCGUCGCCGGAUGAUGAGUUAAUUGUACACAGCAUUAAUGUUGUUUGUAAUGAUGAGAAAAGUUUUUCCACGAUCACAGGUAUAUCAUUAAAGGAUCUUAUUGUAGCAUCUAUAACGGAAUUAGAAGCUUCGCCGAAAAUUAAAAAUAAGAUUGUACCCCACGGCGAGCCUCAUUUUAUACCGCGCUUGGACCCUCAAGUUCCAAUCAAGUUGAGUUUCCUUAUUGCAUUCACUAAUUGUAGCAAAGAUGUUGAAUUUGACAUAUUUAGCCUACAAAUGAUAAAUGACUUGCAGACGCCUUGUUCUGUUGAUGAGGUGAGACCGUCUAAAUCGUGUACAUCUUACAUUUGGACAACAGCAAAGACGAACAAAAUUAAAAGACUGAAAGUUAAAUGUUCUCUUCCACAUAUGAUGCGAAAGAGAAGAUCUAUAUCUCUGGACGUUUCGAACGCAACAUCUGAUGAGGUCACUAUACAUAAUUUAGUCAAAGAAUCUAUAGAAAAACUGGAAAUGAUGUCACAGCAUAAAUACAAGCAGAGGCUUUUACAAAUAAAUCAUUACUCAUCUAAAAUAACCAGUGGUCGUGUUACAACUAUUAACUUUGAGGUCGGAUAUACGUCUUGUCUUAAAUAUGAAGCGGUUGAAAAUAUUACAAAUUGCCAGUUUUUGGAACAUUUACCAAGGAGACGUUGUAUAUCGACUGUUUGGCAGCGUUUGUGGUUAGAUAAUGGUAACAAUAUUGAAGUAAAUUGUGAAGAUGAUGAAACGCCUUUAGAAGCCCAUGUUGAAUUCGAAAAUCCCGAACAAGCGAUGCAGAUGGCGAAAGAAGCCUUGAAACACAUCGAGGCGAAAUAUCCGCAUCCUCGCCGACAGAAAGUCGUAAGAAUAUUUUCAUUAGAAAAGCAAACUAUAGCUGGCAUACAUUAUCGCAUGAAAAUUGAAAUAGGAAAUACAAAUUGCUUAGCAUUAAGCUUGAAUGAUACAUGCAAAUUAGUUGGUAAUAUGGGCGAUAACAGAUUUUGUAGAGUCAACGUGUGGAUACGCCCCUGGACGGAUCAUGCGCCCAAUUAUCGUGUGUCCUGUGACUAUGAGGAAGGUGUUAACACCGAGAUAUACGUGCACUUGCAAGCCGAACAAUUAUUUUUUGACUUUAUAACUACUUACAGGCCUGAAUAUAUUGACGAUCAUACUGAAAUGGCGAAACGAUUUGAAAUAUUUAAGAAUAACGUUAAAACAAUUCACGAACUGAAUGUGAAUGAGAGGGGAACGGCACGUUACGCAGUUACGAGAUUUACCGAUUUGUCGUAUGAGGAGUUUAGCAACAAGUACUUAGGAUUAAAGCCUGGUCUGAGGGAUCAAAAUCAAAUACCUUUUAGGAUGGCAGACAUCCCGGAUGUGAAAAUACCAGAUAAAUUUGAUUGGAGAGAGUAUGGUGCUGUAACAGAAGUGAAGAAUCAAGGUUCUUGCGGCAGCUGUUGGGCUUUCAGUGUUACUGGCAACGUCGAGGGUCAGUGGAAGAUUAAAACAGGUGAACUUGUAUCUCUCUCCGAACAAGAGUUGGUGGAUUGUGACAAACUCGAUGAGGGUUGCAACGGCGGUCUUCCUGAUAAUGCUUACAGGGCAAUUGAACAAUUGGGUGGUUUAGAAGCUGAAAACGAUUAUCCAUACGAAGGAGUCGACGAUAAAUGUCUAUACAACAAGACGUUAUCAAGGGUGCACAUAAGUGGAGCGCUUAAUAUCUCGUCAAAUGAGACUGAUAUGGCCAAAUGGCUCACACAAAAUGGACCUAUAUCGAUUGGUAUCAAUGCAAACGCGAUGCAGUUCUACGUGGGUGGCGUCUCUCAUCCGUGGCGGAUGUUGUGCAGCCCUAAAAACUUGGAUCACGGAGUCCUUAUCGUGGGAUAUGGUGUCAAAGACUACCCUCUCUUCCACAAGCAUCUGCCUUAUUGGAUAGUGAAGAACUCGUGGGGUACGUCGUGGGGCGAACAGGGUUAUUAUCGAGUUUACAGAGGAGACGGGACCUGCGGUGUUAAUUUAAUGGCUAGUAGUUCUAUAGUUUAGAAAAAAUGUGUACGUAUUGCAA
This is a messenger RNA of Pieris napi, 7873 nucleotides long. RefSeq lists its product as uncharacterized. Gene Ontology annotation, biological process: proteolysis. The coding region runs from base 205 to 7851 and encodes 2548 amino acids. Gene Ontology annotation, molecular function: cysteine-type endopeptidase inhibitor activity; cysteine-type peptidase activity. Lineage: Eukaryota; Metazoa; Arthropoda; Insecta; Lepidoptera; Pieridae. The transcript is spliced from 9 exons. The record is from RefSeq and is a predicted model, not a curated record.